Messenger RNA from Apis laboriosa (Himalayan honeybee), 444 nucleotides. RefSeq names its product zonadhesin-like. Lineage: Eukaryota; Metazoa; Arthropoda; Insecta; Hymenoptera; Apidae. The transcript has 2 exons. The record is from RefSeq and is a predicted model, not a curated record. Bases 64 to 387 code for a protein of 107 amino acids.
CCGGGUAUUAAAAUUCGCAGACACGACAGUUAUUUACAUUUCUUUUCCGAUAUUUCGAAGAAAAUGAAGUAUAUAGAAGUGCAUUUCGUUUUAAUUAUUUUAAAUGUUUUUCUACUCGAAUAUUCGAACGUGGUAACAGGAGAAGUACUUUUUAAGCCCGAAAUAAUCUACGUCGAAGACAUAUGUAGGAAAAAUGAAAUUUUUAGUCAGUGCCAGGCAGAUCCAAAUUGCGAAAAGAAUUGUGAUAAUGUUGAUAUCUGGGAAUCUAUGCCUUGCAUUCAGACAAAAAAUUGUUUAAGUGGUUGUAUCUGUGACAAGGGAUAUGCACGCGACAAUAAUCAAGGAAUUUGUGUUCUGGAAAACAGUUGUCCUAGAAUUAGACAUUAAUUUGGAAUAGAAUCGUUUUAAAAUAUUUGAUAUUGUUUAGAACAUUUAAUGUUCGUA